This is a messenger RNA of Penicillium manginii, 3429 nucleotides long. RefSeq lists its product as uncharacterized. The transcript has 2 exons. Lineage: Eukaryota; Fungi; Ascomycota; Eurotiomycetes; Eurotiales; Aspergillaceae. The record is from RefSeq and is a predicted model, not a curated record. Bases 1 to 3429 code for a protein of 1142 amino acids.
AUGGGAGCCGGUGGCAAGAAGGCGAAAGCCAAAGAUAAGAAUGGGAAGGCUGGAGCAAAGCAGAAAAAUAAAAACAGCAAGACUCCUGAAGCGAAAGAAGAAGACCAGACGACAAUUCAAUCCUCGACUCCUAACAGCCCAGUCCCUGUGGUACAAGAACCCGAACUCGGCCAACCGGAACCACUGGCAGUACUUGAGCAAAUCCCAGAAGUCAUCGAACCACUUGAACUUGAAUCUUCUCCAACUCCAGUCGACCAUGAGGAACUUGAACCAGAGAAAGUCUCAUCUGAACCUGAAGAACCCUCAGAUCAACCACCAUCUCUGAAGGAACCUCAAGCCGACACCGAGGCUCUCGUGUCAACCGACCAAGACACGACGACCCAAGCUCCUCCUAUUGAGCCCGAGGAGAGUCAACCAUCAAACGAAGACAGUCACCAGCCUGUUGAAGAACCUACCAAGCCGGAAUCACGGGAGCAAACUCCCAUCGCGUCUCCAGCUGUCCCAUAUUCGCCGGUGCCAUCGCAAGUACCACUACCAUCGCCUUCUCUGACGGAGGUCCGGUUUGUGUCCAGCGCUUCACCAGAGGCCCAAUUCUACCCUGCAUCUCCGGCACUUGCACGCUACGCAUCACCUGUACGCUACGCUUCACCUGUACCGUACGCAUCACCGGUGCCAUACGCUUCACCAUUGCCGUACGCUUCGCCAGUGCCCUACGCUGCGCCUGUACCGUCCGUUUCACCUGCGCCAUACGCCUCGCCUGGAUCGUACGCUUCACCAGUGCCAUAUACGCCGCCCCAUCCUUACACAUCACCUUUUGCAUCGCCCUUUGCAUCGCCCUUUGCAUCACCUUUUGUCUCACCCGUGCCCAAGGUCAGCAGUCCGCUGGCUCAGUCUCAUUAUCCAUAUAUGCCUCCCGCCAUGCCUCCAACAAUGUCUCCCACCGCAACACCCCCACCUCCUCAAGCACCACCACCACCUCCUAUGAUGGCUCCUCCACCCCCUCCAUCUAAUCAGAGCUAUAAUAGCGCUGUUCACUCACCUGUCAUGAGCUCUGCUGGGGUCGUUCCACCUUAUGGCCAUUAUCCUCCCCCUCAAAGCCCUCAUUACAUGCACCGGAGCUACAGUGUGUCUGACCAGCCAUAUGCAUCUUCAUUCCAAGCCCUCCGCGACCUACCCCUACCAGGCAAUGGCACAACACACGAGAACGGCACUAUAUCGCCACCCGACAACCAUGACGCCGAGCAUAUCGAGCUACUGCAGCGCAUCCAAUCUGCAAUUCCAGAUAUCAACCGUCUCCUGCACGGCUUCCAACACACCCACACGCGCCUCAGCAGCCGCGAAGCAGAAAUGAAGCAAAUUGGCAACCAGCACGAGCAAGCAUUAAUGCACAAGGAGUUCUACAUUGAGGCACUCCAAUCCCAAAUGAAGAAGACCGCCAACGAAAGUGCUGAAGAAUGCGCUAAGCUGAAGAACACUAUCAACGAACUGCGCCUCGAGCUUGGAAACCUUCAAGAGAAGCAACGAGAUCUUGAAGAUGGACUGGCCACGCACCAAAAGUCUAACGAAGAGCUCUCGCAGGGCAAGAGUGAUCUCGAGGCGGAGCUUGCCACGCUGAACACCAGUCUCGAGGAGUCCAAGGUCGCGCACGAGAAGGAGCGCGAGGAGCAGAAGGAAGAGCAUACCAAGGCUCUUGCGACGCAGAAGCAGGAACUGACGGAACUCUUCGAGGAGAUUAAGAACGAAGACGAGAAGGCCGCUGCCGACACUCUCGAAGCACGCGAGAAGGACCUCCGUGAGCAGCAUGAGGCUGAGAAGGGUGAAUGGGAGAAGGAGAAGAUGCUGAUGCAGGAGACACUCGAGACUCAGCGCAAUGAGCUCGAAGCAACCAAGACAGAACUGGCUUCUAAGAUCGCCGUUCUUGAAUCCAAGGAGGCUGAAUUGGAGUCUCGCCUUGCUGAGCUCACUUCGAUCCGUGAAGAAGUUGCUGGUAAAGUGGCGGAGCUUGAGGCUAAGGAGAAGGAGCUCCAGGAUACUCGCGAUAAGAACGCGAAACAGAUUGCAACGAUCCAAAACACCCAUGCGGGCGAAUUGGACUAUAUGCGCGAGGGCCAUGCGAAGGAACUGGCUACUGCUGCGCAAGAGCUGAACGACAAGAUUGCCGCUAUUGAGGCCCAGCUCGCGGAGAAGGAGAAGAGCUGGGAAGCUGAGAAGGCGGGCUUGGUCCAGCAGAUCUCUGAGAAGGACGGAGAGCUGUCCAGCUCUGAGCGGGAGAGAGAGAGACUAGAGGGAGAUGGCAUCGUCAAGGAACAGCAACUUCAGCGUGCAGUGGAUCAGAUGAAAACGACUAUCGAUCAUCUGGAUGGCGAUUGCGACCGACUGAGGAAGACACUUCACAGUCUCGGGGAGGCCACCGAUCUCAAGACUAAGGGCGACCGAUUCUUUACCGACUGUUUCACGCAACUCUCGCAAAUGAUCCACGAUCUCUCACAAGACCACUUCGCCUACCUCCCCAUCGAUCCACCAAAGGACAUCCUCUCCAAAAUCCCCUCUGAACUGCCUUCCUUCCUCGACAACAGCCCCGCCUCCCGCGACCUCCGCUGCGCCUACAUCCGCCACGUCGUUUCCAAAACCCUAACCUACCGAGUCUUUCAACCCUUCCUCUUCACCCUCGGCCGCCGCUACGACAAAGCAGACACAUUCUUCCAAAUGCUCUCAAUGGACAUCCGCCGCAAAUCCGUCCGCCGCGAAGCAUUCUGGCGCCAGCAGACCCUCAAAGCAGCCUACACGACCUCCGACGCAAAGCAAUCCAUCAACGUCGCCGCAGCGGUCAUCGUAGACGAAAUCAUCGAUCACAUCCGCCACUUCGCUGAUCCCAAACACCUCGACUCCCUCCUCAUAACGGUGCGCAAGAUCGUCAAGCUCGCGGCCGAAACGUGGCGCCACGCUCGCGUCGAGCGCGAACUCGUCUUGGCUCUGCUGCCGGCGCCGGACGCGGAGGACGUCUCGAAUGAGGGGUGGCUGGAGUACGGGGUUGCGAAGGAAGUGAGUCCGAUUCAGAAGACUGAUCCGACGCGCCAUGUUGUGCUGCGCACUUUCCCGUGUGUUGUGCGCGAGGCGGCGCAUGAGGACUUUGCCUUUGCGUCCGGGGAGAGGGCGAAUCCGUGCGUUUACUCGGUUGGUGAGGUUCUCUUCUCCGAUUCGCCUGUCAUUAUGGCGCGGCUGCAGGAGCUGGCGAAGAAAUCUACGGAUACGCUGGUUAAUGAGGGGGGCCAGUUGAGUUUGAAUUUGUCCCCGGCUAAGACGAUUGGUGAGCAGGAGUUGGUGCCGCUACGGGGGAUUGAGAAGUUGGUUGCUAUUCAUAAUCCGCCGGCGAAAUUGACGGUGCAGUCUGCGCCGAAUAGUCCCAAGGGGCAGUUUAUGAAGACUUGA